AUGGGUGCAUUUAUUAAACUAAUCACUGCAAAAUUUAAUUCUCUGAUGCAAAAUUGUGUUGAAGUUGUGGGCAAGCAUAGAAAAAUUGGCGCCAGCUCACGCAGCCAAACAAUGUGUCAUAAGGCGAGCACAAAUUCUGGAAUUUUUCCAUUUAUUUUCAACAAACUCUGCCUUCGUCCGUCUACGGUGAAAUUGCAUUUGAGAAAUAAAUGCAAAUCAUUGUUUUACAAUGAGAAUAUUUUUAAGCAUAGUGAAACCCAUGGUAAUGGAAGGAAUGAAGUUUUGAGCUCUGGAGGUUUUGAGACCCUAUUUGCUAGUGCAUCCAACACUAAUCCUCUGCGCAUUGAUUUGCAUAGUUCUUUUCCUGGACACUACGAGGCAACCCACAUAAACCAAAAUGAUGCAUAG
Molecule: messenger RNA, 408 nt
Organism: Echinococcus granulosus
Lineage: Eukaryota; Metazoa; Platyhelminthes; Cestoda; Cyclophyllidea; Taeniidae
Exons: 4
Coding region: 1-408 (135 amino acids)
Source: RefSeq, a predicted model, not a curated record